UCAAUUUUGUUUUUAUACCCCACACGUACAUUACUCGGCUGCUGCCACGAUUAUAACUUCUCAACAAGGACUUUCCCGCCGCGCAGCCAAAAAGCUUACAGGCCAAAGCUUUUCUCAAAUCAAGAUGGUUUACAAGGGAAGCAUCAGCUACCGCAACGACGACGUCAACUAUGUCCGGAUAACUCCGAACGUGGAGGCAAAGAUAUCCAGGCUUGACAGGGCCUUCGCCCAGAUCGCUUUUGUGGACAACAACGACCAGCCCGUGCCGGUGCCGGCCCACAUCUCUGUCGUCUUCCAAAACGACCAGUCCCCUGCCGCCCGGUUGGGCAACAUCUUCCUGAUUUCAUGGGUCGAGAAUUACAUGGUACUGUUCAACGGUGUGGAGCUGUUCAGGCUGGAGAACCAGAAGCAGCAGGCAAUUGGCGGUGGCGCCGAUCUAGAGACUCGCAUCGUUCAGGCUUAGAUGCUGAGUGAUGGCGUAGGUGAUGGCUUGACGAUAAACAAGCUUCUGUUGUGCGCAUCGAGCAUGUUUUGCAUCUUUGUCGGAGCUAUGGACAAGAGGGGUGCACCUACACCAACGAAAAUACUCGGCCAGGUGUGGCGUGGGCCAGGGCCAGGGCCGCCCGCAGGUGUGCCUACCAUGCCGCCGCCUACUAUUCCGGAGCGGCAGCCGCAUGCAGGUGCACGAACCACCCCCGGGCUUUGAAGGGUGGGUAAGUGGGAAACACAAUUCUCACGAAGGCGCCUAAGGUCAACGCCAAGCCAUUAGACGGUGACAACUACAUAAAAGUUAAGAAGCAAGUAGUCAAGUCUACCCCAGCAGCAAACAGUCAACCAGGAACGUCGUACAUCGACCUGAUGAGGGCUCAAGGCGCUCCAAAACCACAUUUUUUGCUGAACGCCAAAAUAUAAUGUCAGGUGUGGCGUGUGUGAGACGUGUUGCUACAUAGGGUUUGACUCUGGGUGUUAAACUGUUAAUUCAUUCUUCAUUCCUUACCACGGCUGAUCUAGCCAGUCAUCAUGCCAUACCCCCAUGUUAGGGCCUCAUAUGUAUGAUGUAUCGCAAAGCGCAGCUGAAGAGACUUCCCACGAUCUUCGCAAUCGUGCUUUUGAGGAGGCUUCCGCCUUCCUCUAUCUCUCCCACGGACCUCACUAAGAAGGGCAACAUGUAUGCAGAGGAGAGCUUGGUAAUGUUUCGGGAAGGCUCUCCUGCGCCCUGCUGAUGGGG
Molecule: messenger RNA, 1228 nt
Organism: Astrephomene gubernaculifera
Lineage: Eukaryota; Viridiplantae; Chlorophyta; Chlorophyceae; Chlamydomonadales; Astrephomenaceae
Source: the annotation of a GenBank genome assembly